This is a messenger RNA of Zychaea mexicana, 691 nucleotides long. Its product is annotated as superoxide dismutase 1. Bases 59 to 535 code for a protein of 158 amino acids. Gene Ontology annotation, molecular function: copper ion binding; superoxide dismutase activity. Lineage: Eukaryota; Fungi; Mucoromycota; Mucoromycetes; Mucorales; Lichtheimiaceae. The record is from RefSeq and is a predicted model, not a curated record. The transcript is spliced from 4 exons. Gene Ontology annotation, biological process: removal of superoxide radicals.
CAAUCCUCUCCCCGAGUUACUUCUCCAAAUUAAACUCUAUCUAUUUACUACUUUAAAGAUGGUUAAUGCUGUCGCUCUCUUAAAAGGCGCUGCCUCCGCUGCUACUGGUCUCGUCUGGUUCACACGUCAUGGUGACUAUACAAGCAUUUAUGCCAAUGUUACUGGUGUACCACCUGGUCAACAUGGUUUCCAUGUUCACCAGUUUGGUGACUUGAGUCAAGGCUGUGAAUCAUUAGGCGGUCACUUUAACCCUUUCAACAACAACCAUGGUAGUCCAGAAGACAAGAUCAAGCACGUCGGUGACUUUGGGAAUGUUGCUGCAGACAAACAUGGCAACAUACAUUUUCAAGUGACAGUAAACACGCUUGAGUUUGAAGGGCCUAACUCAAUAUUUGGCCGAGGUAUCAUUCUUCAUGCUGAUCAAGAUGACCUUGGACGCGGUGGAGAUGAAGGUUCCCGGUUGGUCGGAAAUUCAGGUGCUCGCUUGGCUUGCGGGAUUAUUGGAAUUGCUGCCGAAGAUGACAAUUUGGAUUAACACUUAUUCAAUACAUCAUGCAUGUGUAUCUUAGAUUUUUAACAAACUAAUUACAGUAUGUACCUACAGUAUACAUAUUUGUUGCCAGAAUUUUCGUAGACAUAAUGUAGCACAACAAUACAGUAUGCAACAAUAAAGAAUCAUUGGAAUUAAUGU